CCCAAAUCCAAUGUAAACGUAUAGCACUCUACUUUGGGACAUAUAGCACUACUAUAGCAGGACAGUAAGAAACUGUAAAAGGAGGAAGGGGUGAGUGGAGACGAAGGAAGAAGGAAGGAAAAGGAGAAGGAAGAAGAAGACCCAGGCACCCAGCGAAUUCCGCGGCGAGGCGGCGACGAACAUCUGUCCAGCAGUGAGAAGCGGCCCGGCAAAUCGGUGACGAGAAGCAGUCCGGCGCCGACUCAGUUGACAUCACGUCGCAUCUCAGAGAUGCGCUCCCUCUUCGCUGGCUGAGUGAAAAGCUGCGCAAGUUGUAUUUGACGGGGAAGAGUAAUUUUGACCCAGGGUAUUCUCGUCCCACCGAUUCAAAAUGAGGCCUAUUUAGGAGUUAAAAACUUCGAACUCCUGUUUAAGUUCCCUGCUAUUCUUUUAGUCUUAUUCCCGAGAAAAAAGACAUCGAAAAUCCUAAACAAAACAAAGAGUUUCAAUCUUCAAUUCAAUUUCAUCACGAACUUGCUGUAAUCAAUCUAGAUCUCAUUAAAAAGUUCAGCAAUGGGCAGCAACCGGACCCAUUCUGGAUUCAGGCUUUGGGCGGUGAUCUUUGUGGUUCUCUUAUCUGUAUAUUCAGUUUCUGCAGCGAACAGAAGACCCAAAAAUGUGCAGGUGGCUCUAAGAGCGAAAUGGCCUGGCACCUCUUUACUUUUGGAAGCUGGGGAAUUGCUAUCUAAGGAAUGGAAAGGUCUUUACUGGGACUUCAUUGACACGUGGCUUGGUUCUGCUGAAGGGGAUUCUGAUUGUAAAUCUGCCCAAGAUUGUGUGAAGAAGAUGGUAGAAUAUGGAAAAUCAUUUUUGAGUGAAUCCCUUGCAUUGGUAUUUGAAUUUUCUCUUACACUUCGAUCAGCAUCCCCGAGGAUAGUGCUAUAUAGACAGUUAGCAGAAGAAUCCCUUUCUUCGUUUCCUCUGGUUGAUGAUAUUAAGGUGAAAAAAUGCUGUUGGGUUGAUGCUGGUGGAUCUCUAUUUUUUGAUGUUCCAGAGUUACUGUUGUGGAUUAAUAGCCCAAAAGCAGUAACUGACAAAACAUUUCAGCAGCCUCAGAUAUUUGACUUUGAUCAUGUCCACCCUGAUUCAAGUAUAGGGAGUCCAAUCACUGUAUUGUAUGGAUCCAUUGGGACUGAAUGCUUUAAAGAGUUUCAUCAUAUAUUGGUCAAUGCUGCCAAAGAGGGAAAAGUUUGCUAUGCUCUUAGACCUGUAUUGCCCUCAGGCUGUGAAUCAAUGAGUGGCCCUUGUGGGUCUGUUGGCACAAGAGACUCUGUAAACUUGGGUGGCUAUGGUGUUGAACUUGCUUUGAAAAACAUGGAAUAUAAGGCUAUGGAUGACAGCACUGUCAAAAAAGGGCUCACUCUUGAAGACCCACAAACUGAAGAUCUUACCCAAGAAGUCAGGGGAUUUAUAUUUUCCAAAAUUCUGGAACGCAAGCCAGAGUUAAAAUCUGAGAUCAUGGCUUUCAGGGAUUACCUUUUAUCAUCAGCAAUUUCUGAUACACUUGAUGUCUGGGAACUUAAAGAUUUGGGACAUCAAACUGCCCAGAGAAUUGUUCAUGCGGCUGAUCCUUUGCUGACAAUGCAAGGAAUUAACCAAAAUUUUCCCAGUGUGGUCUCUUCUUUGUCGCGAAUGAAGCUCAAUGAGUCCAUCAAGGAUGAAAUUAUUGAAAAUCAGCGCAUGAUCCCUCCCGGGAAGUCACUAAUGGCCCUAAAUGGUGCUUUAAUCAAUAUUGAAGAAGUUGACCUCUAUUUGCUUAUUGAAAUGGCUCAUCAAGAGUUAUCAUUAGCUGAUCAAUACUCUAAAUUGAAGAUUCCUCCAACCACGAUUAGGAAGCUUCUUUCUACUCUCCCCCCUUCUGAUGGAAACUCCCUACGUAUUGAUUUUCGAUCUCACCAUGUUCAUUAUCUAAAUGAUUUGGAGGCUGAUGCAAUGUAUCGGCGUUGGCGAAGUAACCUAAAUGAGAUUCUGAUGCCUGUCUUCCCUGGACAAAUGCGUUACAUCAGGAAAAACUUAUUCCAUGCUGUUUAUGUACUAGAUCCUGCCUCCAUUCAGGGACUUGAGACGAUUGACGUGAUUAUUUCACUGUAUGAGAACCAUAUGCCUAUAAGGUUUGGUGUUAUAUUGUACUCUGAAAAGCUAAUCAACCAGAUAGAAUCAAAUGAUGGUGAACUUCUCUUGCCUCAAAGAAAAGAUGCUAGCCUGGUAAAGGAGGAUAUUUCCAGUCUGAUCAUAAGACUUUUCCUCUAUUUGAAGGAAAAUCAUGGGAAUGCUAUGGCUUUCAAGUUUUUGAGCAAUGUUAAUAAAUUGCGAAUUGAUUCAAGCGCCGACGAUGCUCCUGAAAUGCACCAUGUUGAGGGGGCAUUUGUUGAAACUGUUUUACCUGAAGCAAAAUCACCACCACAAGAUACUUUGCUGAAACUGGAAAGGGAGAACACUUUUAAAGAAGUAUCUGAGGAGAGUUCAUUGUUCGUCUCUAAGCUGGGCUUGUCCAAGCUCCAGUGUUCCCUUCUGAUGAAUGGCCUUGUCACUGACCCCAGUGAGGAUGCUCUUAUGAAUGCCAUGAACGAAGAGCUUCCCAGAAUACAAGAACAAGUUUACUAUGGUCAGAUAACUUCUCACACUGAUAUUUUGGAGAAAUUCUUGUCAGAAAAUGGUGUUCAGCGUUAUAAUCCUCUGAUAAUGUCUGAUGGGAAAGCCAAACCAAGGUUUGUAUCUCUGUCUGCAGCAAUUCUUGAAGAGGAGUCAGUGAUAAACGACAUCAGUUACUUGCACUCUCCAGAAACCAUUGACGAUUUAAAGCCAGUGACUCAUCUCAUUGGUGCCAAUAUCACAUCAAAGAAAGGGAUAAGGUUGCUUCGCGAAGGAAUCCAGUAUCUGAUGGAAGGUACUGCAAAUGCACGCCUUGGCGUGCUAUUCAGUGAUAUUCCCAAUAACCAUUGGCCAAGCAUUCUUUUUAUCAAAUUCUUCAAAGUUACAUCCGCAUCAUAUAGCCACAAUAAGAGAGUGUUAGAGUUUCUGGAUCAACUUUGCUUGUUCUAUGAGCGUGAAUACGUGCAUUUACCUGCUCCAGUUACCGAAAACAAGCAAGUGUUUAUUGAUAAUGUCUUUGAAAUGGCAAACAAAAAUGGAUUGCCUUCUAAAGUCUAUGAGUCUGCUCUCUCAGUGCUCUCAGAUGACAAGAUUAAGGCAUACGUGUCUAAGGUGGCUCAAUUUUUAUAUAGGCAGGUCGGGGUUGAAUCUGGAAGUGGUGUUGUCAUUACAAAUGGAAGGGUGGUUAACCUUGUUGAGGGCACUACAUUCUUAAGCCAUGAUUUGCAGCUUCUAGAGUCUCUGGAAUUUAAGCAAAGGAUAAAGCACAUUGUAGACAUUACAGAAGAGGUGAAUUGGGAGGAUGUGGACCCAGACAUGUUGACAAGUAAAUUCAUCAGUGACAUCAUCCUGUCCAUCUCUUCUUCAAUUUCUUCACGGGAUCGAAGUUCUGAAAGUGCUCGCUUUGAGCUUUUGUCUGCAACGUACAGUGCUGUUGUGUUGGAAAAUGAAAAUGCUAGCAUUCAUAUUGAUGCUGUAAUUGAUCCUCUGAGUUCCUCUGGUCAAAAAUUGGCUUCUCUUCUUGAUCUACUUUCGAAAUCCAUUCACCCAAGCAUGAGGCUUGUACUGAAUCCAAUGAGUUCUCUUGUUGAUCUACCACUGAAGAAUUAUUACAGAUAUGUAGCGCCAACACUGGAUGACUUUAGCUGGAAAGAUUUUACAGUGCACGGCCCACAAGCAUUUUUCGCAAAUAUGCCACCAUCAAAGACCUUAACUAUGAAUCUUGAUGUGCCUGAGCCAUGGCUUAUUGAACCCGUCAUUGCUGUCCAUGACCUGGAUAACAUAUUGCUUGAAAACCUUGGUGAGACCAGGACACUUCAAGCAGUGUAUGAACUUGAAGCUCUUGUUCUAACAGGUCAUUGUGUGGAGAAGGAUCAUGAUCCUCCACGAGGUCUUCAGCUGAUCCUUGGAACAAAGAGCAGCCCCCACCAGGUUGACACUCUUGUCAUGGCCAAUUUGGGUUACUGGCAAAUGAAAGUCUCUCCUGGAGUUUGGUACCUCCAGCUUGCUUCGGGCAGAAGCUCAGAACUUUACAUCAUGAAAGAAGACAGUGGUGAUGGAAGUGGAGAGGAUACAAUUUUGUCAAAACGUAUCAUUAUUGACGAUCUGCGGGGUAAGCUUGUCCACAUGGAAGUGGUGAAAAGGAAAGGAAAGGAGCAUGAGAAAUUGCUAGUUCCCAUUGAUGAAGAUAGUCGUUCCCGAGUCCGUAAGAAGGGGAAUCAGAACAGAUGGAACUCCAAUUUUCUUAAAUGGGCUUCUGGGAUUAUUGGGGCCAGUGACCAGUCAAAGAGUGAAAGCACACCAGAGGAACUGGGAAGAGGUGGUCGUCAUGGAAAAACAAUCAAUAUAUUUUCGGUAGCUUCUGGACACUUGUAUGAACGCUUCCUAAAAAUAAUGAUUUUGAGUGUUCUGAAGAACACAAACCGGCCUGUAAAGUUCUGGUUCAUAAAGAAUUAUCUCUCUCCUCAAUUCAAGGAUUUGAUUCCUCACAUGGCAAGGGAAUAUGGAUUUGAGUACGAAUUAAUCACAUAUAAAUGGCCUACGUGGUUGCAUAAACAAAAGGAGAAACAGAGAAUCAUUUGGGCAUACAAAAUUCUGUUUCUUGAUGUCAUUUUUCCUCUUGCUCUGGAGAAGGUUAUAUUUGUUGAUGCAGAUCAGAUUGUAAGAGCAGACAUGGGCGAACUGUAUGACAUGGAUCUGAGAGGGCAACCUCUAGCCUAUACUCCUUUCUGUGAUAACAACAGAGAUAUGGAUGGCUAUCGUUUUUGGAAACAAGGCUUCUGGAAGGACCACUUGAGGGGGAAACCAUAUCAUAUCAGUGCUUUAUAUGUUGUUGACCUGGUCAAGUUCCGAGAGACUGCUGCUGGAGAUAACUUGAGAGUAUUCUACGAAACACUAAGCAAGGAUCCCAACAGUCUAUCUAAUUUGGAUCAGGAUCUUCCAAAUUAUGCCCAGCACACUGUUCCCAUAUUUUCACUGCCCCAAGAAUGGCUAUGGUGUGAGUCAUGGUGUGGUAACACAACCAAAUCCAAGGCAAAGACAAUUGAUCUCUGCAACAAUCCCAUGACAAAGGAGCCCAAGCUUCAGGGCGCAAAAAGGAUAGUUGCAGAGUGGCCAGAACUUGACUUGGAAGCAAGAAGUUUCACAGCUAAAAUCUUAGGUGAAGAUAUAUCCCCUCUAGAGCAGUCUAUUCAACCACUUGCUAAAACAUCAGAUCAACCAACAGAGGACAUCGAAUCAAAGGCAGAGCUAUGAUGAUAUAUAUUGCAACAUUUCCCUACACUACAGAUUUAGAGAAUAUAACUAUGCACACAUUAGAUCUGUUAUUAAUACAAAAUUGGAAAAUCAUUUUUGGUCAUGAAAGCGAUAUCGCAUUGUGGCAGUAGGACAUUAUAUUUGCCAGAGGUAAGAUUUGAGGAGUUACAUAGAAUUUCUGAGGCUUUAACUAGUACACGAUUAGUCAAUCUGUACAAUUUUGUUAUGUUUGAAUUUCUUUCACUCAUUUGCUUGUUUCGUAGUUCAUAUAUACAAUGUUAGUUUUUUACGCCGUUUCAUAUCCUCAAAUGUAUGAAACUGUAUGGGUUUUUGUUAUCACACACAA
This is a messenger RNA of Cuscuta epithymum, 5731 nucleotides long. The record is from the annotation of a GenBank genome assembly. NCBI's taxonomy places the organism in Eukaryota, Viridiplantae, Streptophyta, Magnoliopsida, Solanales, Convolvulaceae.